Molecule: messenger RNA, 1051 nt
Organism: Mytilinidion resinicola
Lineage: Eukaryota; Fungi; Ascomycota; Dothideomycetes; Mytilinidiales; Mytilinidiaceae
Exons: 1
Coding region: 43-723 (226 amino acids)
Source: RefSeq, a predicted model, not a curated record
UCUAUAGAAACACAGGCUAAACUACUGGCUCAUAGGGGACAUAUGUCAUCCGCCAAUGUGUCACAACAUCAAGAACUUGAGCGCCGGGGUAGGCAUCUCCCAGCGCAGAUCUCAGAGAUCAGGCGUAACACGAAGAUAAAUGAAUCUCACCUCACUGAGCAAGAGGCGGAUAGAGACCCGCGCUUCGCAAUAUUCAUAUCCAGGGAGUUGUCCAUACGCCGUCAUGUUCAGGAAAGCCGCAGCGUAAUUAGGCUAGUCAGGCGUCGUACCGAAUACGGUUCUUUUCGCUAUAUGAGGACGUGGCUAAAGGAUCAUCCAAACUUUCUAGUCCUCGCAAAAAUACACCAAUCGCUUGCCAAUUUCCACGUCACAGAAAUGAUCGAUCUCAGAGCACAACUCACCCAUAUUCUGGAAAUCGGGAUUCCUCUUAUGACAGAAGGAGAAGUCUUGGAGAACCUUCAACUAGCCAAAAGGAUGCUGUCUUAUCUGAAACCUGUUGUGCAAAUUAAGUCAAGAAACCCAAAGAAACCAGAUCGCCACCCGAGUAAUACCAACUACUCCAAAGACUCCACAACAGUCCUCGAUCUCUCUCCUCAACGCGCAAAAGAUGGAAAGCUCGUGUCAGGAAUGGAAAUGGCUUCGUUCAGAACUUUAUCCUCAUCACAAAAGGGAGAAAGAGAGCGAGACGUUGACAUCCGUUUGAAGAAGUUCUUAUCCAAGUAGUACCAGGCUCUACGUGACAACAAGAACCAGAAGACCAACCGACCAACCAACCAACCAACCUAGUGACGACCAGUAGUGUAGACUAUUGGCCCGAUUUCCGCAGGGCCGUCGACUACCGGAGUCUCUGCGUUGUUCUUAAAGUCGUAUUACUCCAAAAACUACGAGACUCGGCCUUUUCCGAUCAAAUAUCGGCUCAUUGUACGGAGCGAGUACUAGUAUUCUCUCCCGGGACGCUCGCUUCGCUCAGCAGAUGUCACUCAAAUUUUCCAGUAGUCCGGUACCGCUCCAUCACAUCCUCAAGCUCAGGCUCAUCAGCACCCAUCCGCCG